Molecule: messenger RNA, 528 nt
Organism: Laetiporus sulphureus 93-53
Lineage: Eukaryota; Fungi; Basidiomycota; Agaricomycetes; Polyporales; Laetiporaceae
Exons: 2
Coding region: 1-528 (175 amino acids)
Source: RefSeq, a predicted model, not a curated record
AUGUCGCAGUUCGGCACGCCUCUACGUCGCGUCCAACCCCAAACUCAUCCAAGUCUGCUGCUACAGCCUGCGCGGUACCCUCAAGUUCCUCCAGAGAUUCGUGACCACAAUCGUUACUAUGCGCUCGGAUGGCCCGUGGAUGAAGACUGGCUGAGAAAAUUCGCUUCGCGCACUAGUGCCGGCGCGGUCAACUGCCAGGAGGGACUGAUCGCACACAGCGUUCUACAACUGAGGAGAUUGGCGAGGUUUCGGCACAUAUACUACCUGCCUGUGUUGCCCGACGGUGCUCCCACUCCUGACGACGCUCUUGAUCCUGGGAUUCCUCGCCAGUGGAUUAUCGCUAUCGCAUACACAGCCACAAAAUCAAUGUUCUGUGAACGGCCGACAAAGGCGAAGUACGAAUGGCUGAAGAGCGUCUUUGGACGUGAACCGUGCUGGUACAGAGAUUUCAAUCCCAAAGAAGUGUUCUGGCAGCAAACUCUUUCCCGCGCGGAUCGUCCAGUGAACGAUGCCGCAUCCUUCCUGUAG